GAUGUUGCGCGCGGGUUUGCUAGGGUAGCGAUCUGAAAGGGCGCUUUUUUUUCUGCGCGCUGGCUCCCCGUGCCCCGUACCGGCCAUGCGCCCGGCCUUCGCGGUGGGCCUGGUGUUCGCAGGCUGCUGCAGUAAUGUGAUCUUCCUAGAGCUACUGGCCCGGACACAUCCAGGAUGCGGGAACAUUGUCACGUUUGCACAGUUCUUAUUUAUUGCUGUGGAAGGCUUCCUUUUUGAAGCUGACUUGGGAAGGAAGCCACCAGCUAUCCCGAUAAGGUACUAUGCCAUCAUGGUUACCAUGUUCUUCACUGUCAGCGUGGUGAACAACUAUGCCCUGAAUCUGAACAUUGCCAUGCCGCUGCAUAUGAUCUUCAGAUCCGGCUCUCUGAUUGCCAACAUGAUUCUAGGAAUUAUCAUUUUGAAGAAAAGAUACAGUAUGUUCAAGUAUACCUCCAUUGCCCUGGUGUCUGCAGGGAUAUUUAUUUGCACUUUCAUGUCAGCAAAGCAAGUGACCGUCCAGUCCGGCUUGAGUGACAAGGAUGGAUUCCAGGCAUUUGCGUGGUGGUUACUAGGUAUUGGGGCACUGACCUUCGCCCUGCUGAUGUCGGCAAGGAUGGGCAUUUUCCAAGAGACUCUGUACAGACAGUUUGGGAAACACUCCAAGGAGGCGCUAUUUUAUAACCACGCCCUUCCGCUUCCCGGGUUCAUCUUCUUGGCCUCUGAUAUUUAUGAGCACGUUGUUCUGUUCAAUAAGUCUGAACUCUACCAAGUUCCAGUCAUCGGGGUGACAAUGCCCAUCAUGUGGUUCUACCUCCUCAUGAAUGUUGUGACUCAAUACGUGUGCAUCCGGGGUGUGUUCAUCCUUACAACAGAGUGUACCUCCCUCACUGUCACACUAGUUGUGACUCUGCGCAAGUUUGUGAGCCUCAUCUUUUCUAUCUUGUACUUCCAGAACCAGUUCACUAUGUGGCACUGGCUGGGCACCUUGUUUGUCUUCGUUGGGACCUUAAUGUACACAGAGGUGUGGAAAAACCUAGGAACCACAAAAAGUCAGCUGCAAAAGGAUGACAAGAAGGACUGAGGUCUUCCUGGGACACACAGACGGUGUUAUGUGCGAGUGGCCUCUGUUGCAGGUCUGGCCAUCAUUUCACUUUGGCUGAUGCCAAAUUACCACAGUAUUGAGGCAGACAGUCUCCAGAGCUUCCUCGGAAAGGAUGGGACUCAUCUACUUUCAUGGCUCCCCAGACAGCAUUUGUAGACUCAGCAUAGGCUUCCCUGAGAUAGAAUAUACAAAACAAAUGGGGCUACCAGGCAGACUGUCAGGUAGCCUCUGUAUUUACUUUUCUAUUUCUUUGCCAGAUCAAAACCAUACUUGUUGAAUUCCAAGUCUCAAAGCUUCUAGUUUUCUACUUGUGUCGCACUUGUUGCUACCUUGAUUAUUUGCUAUGACGGCCAACACCCUUCUGUGGCUAUGUACCUCUUUCCUUCCAUUACCCCUCACACGCCAGCACUUUACAGCCACAGCCAGGCACUGAAUCACCCAAUGGGCAUGUGAAAAAUUAGACCCCAGGAAUGAUGAGGCUAGACUCCCUCCAGUGUGUUGGGAGAGAAGCAGUUGCCCCCAUGAGCAGAGCCCUUGAGAUACGUGAGCUGGAUGCUGGAGACACUGGAUUCCACCACCCACAUUUCACGCUACCUGUUUAGUCGAUGCAAAGAUCACACGCUCCUUUCACCUGCUGCUUUCUGCAGUUAGAGCAGUCCUGCAGCGCUCCUCGCACGUUAGAAAGGAAGAAAACUUGGAAGUGGAUAGAGAAGAGGGCGGCCUUUCCUUCCAUCUUCUAUGUGAAGCCCCUUGGCCUGUUACAGAGAGAAUGAAGCGUGGCCCAAUACAGCUCACUCUUUCAGCAUCCUGAGAGACUGUUGCCCUUGUGAACCUGGCCACACACUCACGUGGGUUUCAGAUGUGUGUCUGUGAGAGGCAUUAAGGCCUGGUAACCAGAAGAUACUUCUGAGAAUUAUCACCUGCCAAGUCAUUGAUGAUUGAUUGAUUGAUUGAUUGAUUGAUUGGUACACAAGUGUGGUCAAACCCCAGCUGCCACCGGGUGGAGUCUUGUUUUCCCAUAGAUAAGGGACUGCUUUUGGUGGCUGUGCAUGAGAGGUGGCAUGAGACAGCAUGUUUACAUAGAGAAACAGGCCUGCCCCUGAUCACUCUGCUGAUCAUUCUGAAGGUCUGAUUUUCCUCUCUUGGAUCCUCUUGAGGAAGAGUAACCCUGUCACAUGGCACGUGGUGCUUGUGUGCCCUCAGCUGGAUUGUACGUGAUCGAAGAGCAAGGACGUCCAUGUUGCUUCAUUUCCUCUGUUCUUCACUUAGAGCCAGACCCUCACCACCCUCACCUCGCCAUCUGCUCCUCUGCAAACAGCUAAACUCACUGUUUCUCUCCCACACGGCCUUCCGUUCUUUCCCUGUGAAGACUGUGCUCUUAGACUGAGAUGUGGCUCUCUGUGUCUCCGUGGCUCACUCAUAGUUCUCUGUUGCACCAUCUGAAGAUGCUCGUCGGUGGGUCUGACCAGCAGCAGCAAAGAGAACUGUCCUAAUGCUCUGGGUCCCCUGGGAAGGCAGUUAAAACUGCUUUUGCUUUUGUGUUACAUUAAGUGCAGAUACUGUUUCUCCACCGAAGUCCCCAGGUCUACAGACUUAUUUGUCAUUCUGGCCAUUGACAGCUUCCCUGUGCUGGUGAUGGUCUGAUCUCAAAGAUGCUGAAUUAGAUGUGAACCCAUUCACAGUCCCAGAAGCUCCUUAGCUACUUUGAAAUAUGUGGGGUUGCCUGGACCAAUGUUGCUAUAAAUACCAAGUGUUAAAUGUCCCCUUAAAAAAACAGUAAUAAAAAGUACUUUUUCCUUCCUGCUUAACAGAAGAAUCUGUCCCCCGGGGCUCUUGAGGCUCCGUUCUGAUUACUCCUAACAGGCUAUAGCCUUCAGUUACCUAGUGCUUCCCUUUUCAUGUUGGGAGAAGUACGACACGGCGUGUAGUUCUGAGACUGACUGAUACAGACAGGAUCUAACUGGACCUGUUAGGAUUUCAGAAUGUGUACCCCUCUGCUGGUUUUGUUGAAGGGGAUAAAGGACCAGAUAAGAGUCAGAGCACCCUCACAGCAAAAUGUUCACUUGCAGGAACAGAGCACGUAAAGUGCUUGCUCUGUGAGCACUGCUUGCUCUGUGAGCACUGCUCUCUCAAGCACCCAAGUGCCCCAGCUGCUUCCUCCCAUGCUGUAGAUAGAAAAUGUAUCUAACAGACACUAGUUGCAGUUUUGUAAAAUCGCUGUUCUAAAGGUUCUGUUUUCAUUUUCAUUGUGUGUCAUUGCACAGGGCCCUGCGGUUGGACACUUCGCUACAGUUGAGUUCAUUCCCCAUACUCUCUUCUGACUCUCCUACAGUUGAGUAUGUCCCACACACACUCUUCUCCCCUUGCUGUCCACCUGUUAGGCCCCAUUGUUCUCCUGAACAGUUUGGCUUCUACUUUGAGAUCACGUACACACUGAUUUUAUGUCUCUCUAUCAAGUCCAGGAACUACAAAUAAGAGCAAACAUAUGAUGCUUGUCUUCCCUACACUAGCUUAAUCCGCUUAAUAGGGUCAUCCCUGGAUACAGCCAUAAAAAUCAUUCUUUAUAAAAGUCA
Molecule: messenger RNA, 3675 nt
Organism: Grammomys surdaster
Lineage: Eukaryota; Metazoa; Chordata; Mammalia; Rodentia; Muridae
Gene: Slc35b4
Product: solute carrier family 35 member B4
Exons: 10
Coding region: 86-1081 (331 amino acids)
Biological process (GO): transmembrane transport
Cellular component (GO): Golgi membrane; endoplasmic reticulum membrane
Molecular function (GO): UDP-xylose transmembrane transporter activity; UDP-N-acetylglucosamine transmembrane transporter activity
Source: RefSeq, a predicted model, not a curated record